This is a messenger RNA of Podarcis raffonei (Aeolian wall lizard), 1433 nucleotides long. RefSeq names its product potassium two pore domain channel subfamily K member 6 (gene KCNK6). The transcript is spliced from 3 exons. Gene Ontology annotation, molecular function: potassium ion leak channel activity. Gene Ontology annotation, biological process: stabilization of membrane potential; potassium ion transmembrane transport. Lineage: Eukaryota; Metazoa; Chordata; Lepidosauria; Squamata; Lacertidae. The record is from RefSeq and is a predicted model, not a curated record. Gene Ontology annotation, cellular component: membrane. The coding region runs from base 85 to 1026 and encodes 313 amino acids.
CGGCCUCCACCCGCUGCCAGAGCCGCUUCCCGCAGUGCCCCGCUGCCGGCCAAGCAGGCAGGUGCCCCCGUCGUCGGGGCGGCCAUGCGGCGGUGCGCCCUGCUGGCCGCCUUCGCGCUGGGCUACGUGGGCUACCUGCUGCUGGGCGCGCUCAUCAUCUCGGCGGUGGAGCGGCCCUACGAGAGCCGGCUGCGCGCCGAGCUGCGCGCUCUCAAGGCCGCCUUCCUGCGCGAGAGCCCCUGCCUGCCCGAGCCCGCCCUCGAAAGCUUCCUGGGCGCCGUCCUGAGCGCCAACCGCCACGGCGUGGCUCUGCUCCGCAACGGCUCGGCCGCCCCGUCCAACUGGGACUUCGCCUCCGCCUUCUUCUUCUCCAGCACCUUGAUCACCACCGUCGGCUACGGCUACACCACGCCUCUCUCGGACGCAGGCAAGGCCUUCUGCAUCUUCUACGCACUGCUGGGCGUCCCCUUCACCAUGCUGGUGCUCACGGCCACCGCCCAGCGCCUGCUGGGCACCUUCACCUCCGGCCCUCUGGAGUACCUGGCGCUGCGCUGGGGCCACAGCCGGCGGGCGCUCUCCUGCGGGCACCUCGUCUUCCUGGCGCUGGUGGUGCUGGCGGCCUUCUUCCUGAUCCCGGCCGCCAUCUUCAGUGCCCUGGAGGAGUCCUGGAGCUUUCUGGACGCCUUCUACUUCUGCUUCAUCUCCCUCUGCACCAUCGGCCUGGGCGACUACGUCCCUGGGGAGCAGCCCGGCCAGCGCCUCCGCUCGCUCUACAAGGUCUCCAUCACCGUUUACCUCCUGCUGGGGCUGAUGGCCAUGCUGCUGCUCCUGCAGACCUUCCACCGGCUGGCCGAGCUGCACGGCCUCUCCGACCUGGUCUUGCUCCCCCGGGAGCAGCCCUGCCAGGAAGACCACCAGUGCAUCCUGGACGAGCCCCCGCCUCCCCCGGAGCCCCGCCAGGCGGAAAAGACCCCCGUGCAGCCCAGCCCGGGGGGGCAGGCCAACUAUUCCUCCAUCAACAGAUGAUCAAGCGGCAGAGAGAGGGGGGCGGGGAUUCCCCACAGAGCCCCCUUUCCUGGGGGGUGUGCCUGUUUUACUCCCCCGCCACCCCGUAUGCUGAGCCUCUGCCCAUGUACAAAGCUUCCUUCUCCUUGGCCCUGUGCUCUUGGUGGGGGGGGGGAGGAGAUAGCCCCUCUCUGUGGGCAGGGCCUGAACAAGACCCCGGCUGCUUCCUUUGGGCUUCCAGAUUCACAUUUCUCGGGUAGUGAUUUUAUUUGAAAAAGAACAAAGAAUGACGUUGGAACUCACGGACACUUGAUUCCACACAGGGAUACGAGAUUCUGCCGCUGGGGGUGGGCCUCUCUCAUGUCCCCCACCCAAAGGGCACAGGCUCUGUUGCUACCCCACCCCUUGCCUGAGGCUGCUAGGAUUUG